This is a messenger RNA of Cryptomeria japonica (Japanese cedar), 603 nucleotides long. Its product is annotated as secreted RxLR effector protein 161-like. Lineage: Eukaryota; Viridiplantae; Streptophyta; Pinopsida; Cupressales; Cupressaceae. The transcript has a single exon. Bases 1 to 603 code for a protein of 200 amino acids. The record is from RefSeq and is a predicted model, not a curated record.
AUGUACAUUACUACUAUCCUAGAGAGAUUUAACCUGUUUGAUUGCAAGCAGUUAGUUGUUCUAGUGUUGCAGGGAAUGAAGCUUUCUAUUGAAGAUUGUCCAAAAUAUCCUUCUGAGAUGGAGGACAUGUCCAAGGUGCCCUAUGCAAGUGCAGUUGGCAGCCUAACGUAUGCAAUAGUUUAUACUAGGCUAGAUAUUGCUCAAGUAGUGGGAGUACUAAGUCGGUUUAUGGCAAAUCUAGGAAGGCUACAUUGGGAUGCUAUGAAGAAGGCGUUUAUAUGUCUGAGAGGUACUUCUCAAUAUGCUCUCUAUUACCAUGGUAACUUGGUUGGAUCACUGAGGACUGUCAACAUUCAGGGAUAUGUGGAUUCUGAUUGGGUAGGGGACAUUGACAACAAUAGAUCCACCAAUGGAUAUGUUUUCACGUUGAAUGGUGGUGCAAUAAGUUGGAUGGGCAAGCGACAAGUUGUAGUCGCUUUGUCCACUACAAAGGCAGAGUACAUGGAAGCAACUCGUGCCUGUCAAGAGGAUAUUUGGCUUAAGCGUUUGUGUUCUGAUGUUGGCUUUAAUGUAGGGCAAAUUUCUAUGUGUUGUGAUAGUUAG